Messenger RNA from Ustilaginoidea virens, 1614 nucleotides. RefSeq lists its product as uncharacterized. NCBI's taxonomy places the organism in Eukaryota, Fungi, Ascomycota, Sordariomycetes, Hypocreales, Clavicipitaceae. The record is from RefSeq and is a predicted model, not a curated record. The transcript has a single exon. The coding region runs from base 1 to 1614 and encodes 537 amino acids. Gene Ontology annotation, biological process: CENP-A containing chromatin assembly; chromosome segregation.
AUGUCGCGUCUCUCCGUCGCGACCCGAUCCCGACUCCCCUCCUCCCUACGCGUCGAAUCCUCCAACUCGGCCGUGGUCAAGACCAUCAGCCGCCUGUCCCGCGAGGGCCUCAUCCUCCUCGCCCUCGACUGGAUCGACGAGCAGUCCCUGGCCUACACGGCGCCGUACCUGGCCGCGCCGAGGGCAGCAGACGACGACGACGGCGACGGCGACGGCGACGGCGACGGCAACGGAAACGGCAACCUGCCCGACGGCUCGGCGGCCGACCUCUACCCGCCGUGCAGGUCCCUCGACGAGCUGCGCCAGCUCUACGCGGACCUGCGGGAGCAGCGGGGCUCGCGCCGCGAUGUCGUCAGCCGCAUCCUCGAGGGCGACUGGCGCCACGGCCUGACCCUGUACCAGCUGGCCAUGAUCGACUUUGCCCACAUUGACGAGCACCCGACGUCGCAGAAGUGGACGGCCUACCGGAUCCAGCCGCUCAACCUCGCCGACCAGAGGUCCGGCGACCAGGCCCCCAGGCCGGACGAGAGGAGCCUCACCCUGCCGCGCUUCCACCCCUCGACCUUCUUGCAGAGCCUGCAGGAGCAGGUGCUGCCGGACAUCAAGGCCCACUACCACUUCUCCCGGCCCAAGCGGUUCCCGCUGCUCAUGCUGCGCAUCUUUGCCAUCGAGUCGCCGUACAACACCGAGCUGGCCCUCUCCGGCCUCGGCGCCGGCGCCACCGCCACCAACUUCACCUCGUCGCGCACCAUAUACCUGGCCUUUCCGGACGGCUCGCCCGCGCUGUACAUCACCCGGGCCCAGGCCACCGGGCCCAUCAGCCCCGGCGAGUCAAAGAGCCUCCACAGCCUCAUCGCCACCGGCGUCCCGCAGGCGCUCUCCCGGCCGCGCGAGCGCUACACCCUCAAGCCCACGAGCCUCGUCAGCCGCAACCUGGAAGCCUUGCUGGAGAAGCGAGGGCCCGGCCGCACCAACGCCGCCGGCGGGGGCUGGAGCAUCUACGCCAACGACAAGGACCGGAAAUCCCCGCUCGACUCUGUGCUGCCGACGCCCCCCCUCUCGCGAGAGUCCUCCCAUGCCGACGCGGCGCAAAAGCAAAAGCAGAAGCAAAAGCAUGGGCACAGGCAAAAGCGCCAGCGCCCGCUGUCCCAGCACCAGCGCGCCGCCAAGCGCGCCAAAACCGUUGCCAAGGCGCGCUUCGGCGAGUCGGGCAUCGUCACGGACGGCAAGGGCAUCGAGAAGUUCGAAGUCGUCCUCCAGGACCCGUACCCCCCGGUAAACGGCGGCUUUGUGCAAGACUCGGAAGACGAGGACGACAGGCAGACUCGGCAGCGGGAUCGGAGGAGGAGCAAGAUCGACGCGGCGCUGCGACAAGCGCUCGGCGACAAUCCGGACGAGCUGGACGAUGACGAUGACGUGGACCCGUCGCGCUGGGCGCCCCUCGUGCGCAUCAACUUGCAGGGAUCCCACGUGUUUGCCGGGAUACGGCAGCUCGUGGAGGCGGGCAUAGUGGAUGGCGAGCGGAUGCCGGGCUGGAUGACGGGAGAAGACGGCGUCACGACGGGCGUCGUGCGGCACGGCCUGAUACGCGGUCACAAGGGUGCAGGCUUGUGA